AUGACGCCCAGCGGGCGCCCCUUGGGGCCCCGCCGCUCCCCCCAGACCUGGACUGUGAAUUUGGUUGCGAUGGAGACCGUGUCCCUGGAGCACCAGAUCCAGAGCGUGCAGCGGCACAUCGCCUUCCUGAAGAAGGAGCAGAUGGAGCUGCUCCAUGACCUGCACCUGGAGAUCCUCCGCUUGCAGAAGCACUGCUCAGAGCUCACCCAUGACCUGGAAAUGAAAGAGCUGGAGGCCCGCCAGCAAGAUGUCCUGGACCGCGAGCUGGAGGAGAAGUGCCGGGCGAUGGAGGCCCAGCUGCAGGAGAAGGAGAAGGACAACCUGGAGCUGCGCAAGGAGCUGCAACACAAGGAGACGCUGGUGGCCGCGCUGCGCUCCAGCCUCCGCAGCAAGGAGCGCCGGUUCCUGGAGGAACUGAAGCGCCGGAGCCACCGCGUCACCAUCCUGGACACCGAGCUGCAGAAGCAGACCGAGGCGGCCGCCUACCUGUCGCUGCAGCUGCACGCCACGGCCCAGCGGCUGCCGCCCCCCGAGCAGGCCCCGGCCGAGGGCCAGGCCCGGCCCCGCCGCCGAGGCCACAGAGCGCCCGCCCGGCGCCCGCCCGGGGCCGGCAGCCGGCCCGGGGACCCGGCGCAGGAGGAGCACGAUGCCAUGCCCGACCCGGCGCUCUUCCUCUACUCGCCGCGGCCGCAGCGCCCGGAGCCCCCCGGGCCGCCCCGGGGCCAGCGGCCACCCCGGCAGCCCCCGCAGGAGCCGGCGGCCAGGGCCAGGCCGGCCAAGGGCGAGCCCAGCAAGAGGCAGGGCUCCGGCGGCCACGGUGCCCCCCGGGCCCAGGAGUAGGCGGCGAGGGGACGGAGCGGCCGGAAAGGCCCGAGCCCGGCCGAGGUUCUGUUCUUUCCCCGUCCCCUUGGCGGAGGGGAAGGGGCAGCCGAAAGCGGAGCCCUGCGCGCACCUCGCACCCAGCGGCAGCCAGGAACGAGCCUUUGUCCGAAAGCUCUGAGCCGGGGUGAUGCCGGCAGUGCUGCGGGACCGGGGAGCAUCCGGCACGGGACUGUGAGGGGGACGCAUCCCAGCGCCUGUCCGCAGCUUGCAAGGGAUGAAAGAAGGGGAGGCAUUUUGGAAUGAGAUGUUCUGCUGCUGCUGCUCUCAGAGUGGGUGCCGGGGUGCUGUCCCUGCCCCGGGUGCUGGCAGCACAUGGCUUGGCACCUCGGGAUGGCCUCCAGCCCUCGCCGUCAUCGGCACCGGGCACUGAGAGAGCCCAGGACGCCCCCGGGAAGGUUCUCCAGAGCGCAGGCAGCUGAACAAGGUCGAUCCUGUGGGUGACGGAGGGAUCCCCUUGCACAAGGACAGUGCUGCUGUGUGGCCGGGCCCUGUCCCGCUCUCCCCUGUGCAGCGGUCUGUCUGUUUCCAAUACGGAUUUCCCCCCUCAUCACGUUCCCAGCAGGACUCGGACAGGGCAGCUGGACAGAGACUGGCAGUCCUGGCAGUCCUGCUGGACACCCCCGGCUCCUCGGCCGCUGCAGCCGGGCUCCACGUGCUGCUGGAGCAGGGCUGCACUAUGUGGGCCCUGCACGAGGUUCUCCUCGGCACCAGCAUUUUGGUUCUCAGCCACAUCCACAGCCAGGUCUGGGUUUGCUGCUGAGGGCUGAGCAGCCCCCAGGUCCUCCCCCAUUGCCUCCUGUCCUUCCCAGCACAGCAGCCAUACACAGCUGCUUUUGCCCCGCUGGGGAAGCCUUGCCCCAUUUCCCAGCAAACUGUCAGCUUUACAAUCCACUCCCUGGCUGUUGUGUAACACCAUUAGGAGGGGAGGGCUUUGGGCAGGGCAAAGGUCUCUGCUCCAGUGCUGCCAGACCUGUGCUGCUCAGGGCAAGCCAAGGGGCAGGUUUCACCCUGGCUUGUGAGCUGCCAGCCUGGCUGGCCCAGCUGGGACUCGGGCCCUGCCUGCAGCCAUCACCCUGCCAGGCUGGUGGGCAGCAGCCUCCUGCAAGACCCUCGCUGCCUCCAGGGCUGGCGUGGGCACGAGGGAGCUGCAGGGUGAGAUCAGGCCCUAUUUCCUUCCAAUUCAGUUGGAAACUUCUUGAAAGACAUCACCCUCAUAGACUAAGAGGCUUGGCCUGCCCGCGCUCACCCUCAGUGUGCCCAUGCAGUCAGAGCUGUCUAUUUUUGUAGUUCAAUAUUUAUAUACUCUAUUAAAAUGCUUUAUGAGA
Cinclus cinclus is the source of this 2207-nucleotide messenger RNA. It is a transcript of the gene CCDC92B, whose product is annotated as coiled-coil domain containing 92B. The coding region runs from base 1 to 840 and encodes 279 amino acids. Lineage: Eukaryota; Metazoa; Chordata; Aves; Passeriformes; Cinclidae. The transcript has 4 exons. The record is from RefSeq and is a predicted model, not a curated record.